AAAAGAAAGCUGCCAAAGACAGGGUAUAUGAAUAUGAAAGAGAGAGAAAGAGAUUAUACAAACAAAGGGAAAAAGGAAAGAGGAAGAUUUCUUCAACGAGUCUUGUGAUUGUAUCACCAAUACCAACGCCAAAACCAACGAAUGGAAUCGUUUUUCUUAACCGAAACCUUUCCCCACAACUAUUACACCUUCACCACCAUCACUUCUCCCCAUCUACUACUACUAUUAUUAUGCUUCUUCCUUUCCCCUCACUUUUCUCUACCUUUCUUUCUCUUUAACCCACUUUUUUCUUACUAAUUUCUCCUUCACAUCACCCUUCAAUUUCGAGUUUUUUGAGGAAUAUGUUUGGAGAAAGCAGUAAUGGCAACACUUUGUUUCCAGCUUCAUUAGAGGGGAAUCGUUUCCAGUAUGAUGUGAGUGCAUUGCCUCAGCUGCAACUAUUUGGAGAUGUUACCGUUGGAUGUAGUGGCUACCCGAUAAGCCAGACAGUCAAUGAACACCCAUCUGCUGCACUUCGUCCUACCAAAAGAGUCCGGGAUGUUGAACCCAACUAUAGCCAGCAAAAGCUUAAGAUAUCCUUGAAUAAUAACUUUGGUCAGAAUGAAGUGGAUCAAGCUGGAAGUAUUUUGAAUCCAAUUACUGUAUCAACUGGACUUAGACUUUCUUAUGAGGAAAAAGAACGCAAUUCAUCAGUCACUUCUGCACCUGAAAAUAUGAAAGCAGCCGUUCCUGCUCUUAUGCGAAUAGACAGUGGUUUUAAAUAUGAGAUUGACAGGCAAAGAGAAGAAUUUGAUUACUACAUGAAAGUUCAGGGAGAUAAUAUGAUGAAGGGCAUGAGGGAGUUGAUUCAUCGACAGACAGCAUCUUUACUGAACUCCUUGCAAAAAGAAGCUAACAAGAGAUUAUAUGAGAAAGAUCUUGAAAUAGACAAUUUGAACAGCAAGAACAGGGAACUUGGGGAGAGAAUUAAGCAGAUUACUGUAGAAGCUCAAUCUUGGCAUUACAGAGCCAAGUACAAUGAGUCGGUUGUCAAUGCCCUGAAAAGCAAUAUUCAGCAGGCCAUGGCCCAAGGUUCCAUGCAAGCUAAGGAAGGCUGCGGAGAUAGUGAAGUAGAUGAUGCUGCCUCAAGUACAAACCACCACCAUUUGGCAAGUGGUUCGCAAGACCAAGUAAUCCAAAUGCAGCAGCUAAAAUGCAGAGCAUGCAAGAGUAAAGAAGUCAGUGUCUUGUUAUUUCCAUGCAGGCACUUGUGUCUUUGUAAAGAAUGUGAAGGGUAUGUUGAUAGUUGCCCAGUAUGCCAGGUAAUGAAGACUGCAAGUGUUCAAGUUUACAUGUCAUGAAGACGUAUCCGAACACUUGCACUCAUCAUCAUCUUUUGUGUUAAAAGGGGAAUGCUUAAUUUAUGAACAUGUUGUAAUGUUUGUUACAUUCAUGAAUUGUGGAUGCCUUAACUAUAUGAAUACAGAUCAGAUGAAACGAGGAUGGUCUUUUUACUGGCUUGAA
Messenger RNA from Lycium ferocissimum, 1503 nucleotides. RefSeq names its product BOI-related E3 ubiquitin-protein ligase 1-like. Gene Ontology annotation, molecular function: ubiquitin-protein transferase activity. The coding region runs from base 342 to 1340 and encodes 332 amino acids. The record is from RefSeq and is a predicted model, not a curated record. The transcript is spliced from 4 exons. NCBI's taxonomy places the organism in Eukaryota, Viridiplantae, Streptophyta, Magnoliopsida, Solanales, Solanaceae.